Raphanus sativus (radish) is the source of this 1134-nucleotide messenger RNA. RefSeq names its product protein BOBBER 1. The transcript is spliced from 6 exons. Gene Ontology annotation, biological process: protein folding. Gene Ontology annotation, cellular component: cytoplasm. Bases 118 to 951 code for a protein of 277 amino acids. NCBI's taxonomy places the organism in Eukaryota, Viridiplantae, Streptophyta, Magnoliopsida, Brassicales, Brassicaceae. The record is from RefSeq and is a predicted model, not a curated record.
GUAUGAAAUGGCCGUUUUCCCGGUGAAGCUACACUACUACAACUUCUCGAACCCUCUCGACAACUCCUUAGUUGUUAUCUCCGACAGAGUAGAGCAAAAACCCUAGAACCCACCCUUAUGGCGAUCAUCUCCGAGGUCGAAGAGGAAACCAGCAGCAGCAGCCGGCCCUCGAUCUUGCCCUUUAGGGCGACCUUCGAUUCCUCGAACCCACUAGGUUUCUUGGAGAAAGUGUUCGACUUUCUUUCUCAACAGAGCGAUUUCCUCAAGAAACCCUCCGCGGAGGCUGAGAUCUCCGCCGUAGUUAGGGCGGCGAAGGAGAAGCUGACGAAAGCUGAGAAGAAGCCUGUGGAGAAGGAGAGUGUGAAGCCUACUAUGGCUGCUUCUUCAAGCUCAGAGCCAAUUGAAGUUACGGAGAAGAAACAGGAACCUGGUCCCAUUGCUCCGAACAAAGGUAAUGGUUAUGAUCUUGAGAACUACUCGUGGGUCCAGACUCUCGGGGAGGUCACAGUUAACAUUCCUGUGCCUAGUGGCACUAAAGCACGGUCUGUUGUGUGUGAGAUCAAGAAGAACCGUCUUAAGCUUGGUCUCAAAGGCCAGGAUCCUAUCAUCGAUGGAGAGCUGUACCGAUCUGUGAAGCCUGAUGACUGCUACUGGAACAUCGAGGAUCAAAAGAUGAUAUCGAUUCUGUUGACAAAGCAAGAUCAGAUGGAGUGGUGGAAAUGCUGUGUGAAAGGCGAACCUGAGAUCGACACGCAGAAAGUCGAGCCAGAGAACAGUAAAUUAGCUGACCUUGACCCUGAAACUCGCUGCACUGUUGAGAAAAUGAUGUUUGAUCAAAGGCAAAAGCAGAUGGGACUUCCAACGAGCGACGAGCUGCAGAAGCAAGACAUCCUCAAGAAAUUCAUGUCUCAGCAUCCAGAGAUGGACUUCUCAAACGCAAAGAUUAACUGAUGCGCUCGUGUUGUCUGCUCUCUCUGCCCCCCCCCCCCCCCCCCCAAAAAAAAACUUGUUUUGUAGUUGCAUUGCACCCUCAGAUACUUGUUCUUGCUUUUGUUUUGUCUACUGAAGGAAUAAUAUUUCGGUUAUGUUUGGUUGGUUUUUGUUGAAUGAAGUUUGAAAAUCCGGUUCUGCUUU